Molecule: messenger RNA, 1641 nt
Organism: Pocillopora damicornis (cauliflower coral)
Lineage: Eukaryota; Metazoa; Cnidaria; Anthozoa; Scleractinia; Pocilloporidae
Product: protein CLP1 homolog
Biological process (GO): mRNA 3'-end processing; tRNA splicing, via endonucleolytic cleavage and ligation
Cellular component (GO): mRNA cleavage factor complex; nucleus
Molecular function (GO): polynucleotide 5'-hydroxyl-kinase activity
Source: RefSeq, a predicted model, not a curated record
UUCAAAGAUGGCGGACAGAUUGAGACGAUUGACUUGUUAUAACAGUGUUGUUAAGGCGUAGAUUUACCUUUAAUUUUCGAUAUGGACUCGCAAGAUUAACUUUCAAGUCUCUCAUGGUAUUGAUCCCCGGAUAAAAUGGAGACAGAACAAGAGAAAGGCCCACCUGAAGAAAGGCAGCAAUGGAAACUUGAAAAGGACUCAGAAUUACGUAUUGAAAUCCCAGAGGGAAAAGGAAAAGCACAACUUGUGCUGCUACAAGGUCAAGGUGAGGUGUUUGGAACUGAACUGGUGAGAAACAAGAAGUUCACUUUCAAAGCUGGAUCAAAUGUUGCAAUUUUUACUUGGCAUGGUUGCACUGUAGAAAUCUCUGGUCCUGUUGAUGCAUAUGUCUCUAAAGAGACACCAAUGGUAAUGUACUUGAAUCUUCACAUGGGACUGGAACAGAUGAGACAGAAGGCUGAAGCUGUUGAUGAACCAGAGACUGGUCCAAGGGUGAUGGUUGCUGGCCCAGUUGAUGUUGGGAAGUCAACACUCUGUAAACUUUUGUCGAAUUAUGCUGUUAGAUUGGGAAGAAGACCAGUAUUUGUUGAUCUGGAUGUGGGUCAGGGUUAUAUUGGCAUCCCAGGCACAAUGGGUGCUCUUUUAAUUGAAAGACCUGCUGACAUUGAAGAAGGAUUUCCACUUCAAGCACCACUAGUUUAUCACUAUGGUCACGUGUCACCAGCUCCCAGUGAAAAGCUUUACAACAAGAUAUCCAGCAAAAUAGCUGAAGUCACAAAAGAGAGGUUUGAAAAGAACAAGAAGGCUCGAGUCAGUGGAUGUAUUAUCAAUACCUGUGGCUGGGUGACUGGAACUGGUUAUAGAAUUCUGGUGCAUGCUGCUGAAGCAUUUGAAGUGAAUGUCAUUGUUGUUCUUGACCAAGAGAGACUUUACAAUGAUCUAAAGAAGCAGUUUGGCAGCAAGGUUCAGAUUGUGCAUCUACCAAAAUCUGGCGGGGUGGUGGUAAGAAGUCAAGAGACUCGCAGAGAAACAAGAGAUAACAGAGUGAGAGACUACUUUUAUGGAAUUAACUCCAGUUUUUAUCCGCAUAUUUUUGAGGUCAAAUUUGCAGACAUAAAGAUCUACAAGAUUGGGGCCCCUGCUGUUCCUGAUUCAUGUCUGCCACUUGGAAUGGCUCCAGAUCAGAAUGAAACCAAACUGGUCCCAGUUCAACCAGGACGUGAUUUGAAGCACUGUGUGUUGGCAUUGAGCGCUGCUGAAUCACUAGAAGAAGACUUAGUUACAACAAACACAAUAGGAUUUGUUGUGGUUAAUGAUGUUGAUUUAGAUCGUCAAAUGAUGGUGGUGCUGUCUCCAGCGCCAAGGCCACUACCAAGAAAGUUCUUCCUGCUCAGCGAUGUCAAGUUUAUGGACUUCAAAUAAUUUGAAGAAGCAUGACAUGUGUUACUGUUUCAUGCAAUUCUCGUUGACAUCAUUUAUUUAGCUUCCAAGUCCUAUUUCAGCAAUUUCAUUUGCUCAUGCAACAGCAUAUGGCCUGCAAGUACUUUGAACUCACCAGUCUGUUGAAUUGGAAUAGGAUUAUCCAUGCCAGUCUUGUUUGAGAUCUUUCUUUCCAUUUGGAACACAAUGAUGUUUUUAUUG